UUUUUAAAAACUGGGCGCGUUUUCUACUGCAUACAAGACAGAACUAUUGGUAAGAACAAUCACUGAAUUUAUUCAUAAACCUUUAUCACAUUAUGCUGUAGUUACGUGAAAAUAUCAUAAUAGCACUUGAGUAAGUUAGGUCGUUGAUCGCUAACUUUUGGUCCUUGCGAUAGAUUACUGACUGUUGUUGAAGUUAGCCUAGCUAGCCAGUUUUGCUAGCGUUGAGGUACUUUGACUCAGUCUUAUGUGUUCACAGAUCGAGGAAAGAAUGGACUCUUCUUUUGCCAGUGAUGUGAAUGCAUUUAAGACGCCCUGCAAACCAGACAAGAUGAAAAGCCUUCUCUCUGAUGGCGCACCCAGUCCUAGAACCCCCAUAACCAUCCCUGCCUCCCCUUUCAUGAAGAAACUGGGAUGUGGAACUGGGGUGAAUGUUUAUCUCAUGAACAGGUUUGUUUUGUGUUAUGACCUUUAUGCAAUUGAUCCUUAAUCCUAGCUAGCUAUAGACAUAUUUCCAUAUGUCAAAUACACAUUGGUGUAUCUUUCCUAUACAUCUCUUUACAGUAUAUUCUGUCAUUUAGCUUCUCAAUAUCACCUAUGGUGUUGGUAUGUCAUGAGUCAUGUUCCUAUGUGCUCUUUUCCAGAGUUGGUAAAUUGAACCAGUCUCCUUGGGCUGUUAAAAAGAUCAACAGCAAAUGUGCCUCAAAGCAAGUGGGUGUAUACCAGAGACGACUCUGUGACGAGGCAAAGAUCCUGAAAGGCCUGGACCACCCAAACGUUGUUGGAUUCCGUGCCUUCACCACUGCCAAGGAUGGCUCCAAGUGCCUGGCCAUGGAGUAUGGUGGGGAGCAGUCCCUGAACGAUCUGAUAGAGAGGAGGAGAGAGGAGGGCCUGAAGGCUUUUCCAGCCACCACCAUUAACAAAGUGGCCUUACAUGUGGCGCGUGGCCUACAGGUAACAUCCUACUCAUCUGUUGAACCCAGUUUUCACCUGGUAUUGAUCUGGAAUGGGUUACAAUGGGAGGAAUGGAGAUAUUGCUUGUAACAUAAAGCUGUAAUACCAGGAGUACUGUAGUGUAGACUGGAUGUGAUGUCAUCCAGCUCAUCGAUAUGGAUGGGAUUUAUUCUCAUGAUUUGGGGCAGAGAGGUCAUGUAAGCAAAUAUAAUUCAAGAUUGCUAUUAUACAUUUUCCCCACUCAAUCAUCCUCUGAUGUGAAUAAGGGGUAUUUGAGUUUCUCCUCCAUUGGUGUCAUUACAUGAACUAUUUCAGGUUUAGGAUUUCAAAUGUUCUGUAAUCCCCUGAGGGGGUGUUGCUCUAUGCUGCAGUUUUUAAACAGCAUCAUUGCUGAGUGUAGAGAUCUUUGAUUCAUGGCCUAGUUAUGACCAAAUCAACUGAAAAAACACCAUGAAAAAAGCCCCUCUUCAAUGGAAAUUAUUUUCCUGUUUUCUCUUUCACUCUCAUUGUUCCCAGAUGCUUAAUGUUAUUCCAUCUUUCAAUGUGAAUCAAACACAUAUGACUGUGUACAAUUGUUACAGAAAAUAUAUGAAGGAAAUGCUGAAAUGUAUAUUUGUUUCACCUCCAGUACCUUCACAACGAGAAGAAGCUACUACAUGGCGACAUGAAGUCUUGCAAUGUUGUCAUCAAGGGCAACUUUGAGACUGUCAAAAUCUGUGAUGUGGGAGUCUCCUUGCAGUUGGAUGAGAAUAUGAAAGGUAGAUAUCACCAUCUGAGCUGAAUCCAUGCACUCAAACACUGGUCAAAUAGGCAGAACUUGGUGUUUUUUCUCCAUCUAUUGCUGUUGUUAGACAACCUGUCUUUGUCUCUGUUUAGAAAGUGUGAACCUGAGAAAUUAGCUGGAUGUAAACACUGAUUAGGACCUGAACAAAAUGCAUUCCUAGCCCUCUUUAGUUUUGGUCUUUGGGUGUAAUGCCAAACAUCUGUUGUUCCUGCAACAUAGCCUGUUAAUUACAUUUUUGUCAUUUAGCAGACGCUCUUAUCCAGAGCGACUUACAUGAGCAAUUAGGGUUAAGUGCCUUGCUCAAGGGCACAUCGACAGAUUUUUCACCUAGUCGGCUCGGGGAUUAGAACCAGCGACCUUUCGGUUACUGGCACAACGCUCUUAACCACUAAGCUACCUGCCGCCUAUUUCUGAAAUACAAGAAUAUAUAGACUUGUAUUGUCCUGCCUUGUUCUUUGAGAGGUUCUAUGACCUCAUGAAGAAAAUCUGAUUGAUGAUUUUCACAAUGUUGUGCGCGCUCAUGUCAUGAGCCUAAUGGAACACAUGCCCAGGGGUUACAUCAUGCUCAUGCUUUCUCAGAAACACAGCCUUUGAAUUCAUAGUAGUGAUGUUGUAGGGAGGGGUAUAGAGUAACAGACAAUGUGCAGGUGGUUUGCUUAUGUAAACAAUGGAUUUUCUUCAUGAGGUCAUAGAACCUCUCAAAGAACAAGGCAUGACAAUACAAGUCUAUAUAUUCUUGUAUUUCAGAAAUAGGCUGUAGACCUAUACAUAUGUGAACACACAAUAGUGAAUAAUUCGAAGUGUCAAGUGAAAUGCAAUAAGUGUUGUUAACCUCAAACCAAAUACAGAAGAGCUUUGUGUUUGACACACAUCGAUACUUGUAUUUAGAGUAAAAUUGCUAAUAGUUUCAAUCCUAUCAUGGUAACUUUAAUGCGGUUUGCUUGUGAAUGUUUUGAGCAAUGUGUGUGUGAUUUAAUUACAGUUAUAGAGACAUUAACAUUGGCAGGAACAUAAAAUGUAUUUUAUAAUUGGGCUCUUAAGCAAAUAAAUUCCUCAUCUUUAUUCUUCCAACGUGUUUAUCUUACACAUAUGUUCCCAACUUUCGGAAAUUUAAAUUCUAUUUUUGGAUUAGCUGAGAACCACCAAUACUCACAAACUGUUGGUCAAAUGUAACAAUGCCCAGUAAGCCUAAAAACCAAGGUUUUAAUCACUGUAUAAAGUGUUCAAACCUCUUCAGCGAGUAACCCCAAAGCAGAGUAUGUUGGCACUGAGCCGUGGAAGCCCAAGGAGGCUCUGGAGGAGGGAGGAGUGAUCACAGACAAGGCAGAUAUAUUUGCCUACGGACUGACCCUGUGGGAGAUGAUGACUCUGGCCAUGCCUCACCUGGAGAUGCUGGACAGCGAGGAGGAGGGUAAGGAGAGUUCUGUAUGAGAGUCUAGAACUCUUUUUAAAAGGCAAUUUCCCUUGUUUUGGAUUUAUGUAAGACUUCUGUCCCAUACAAGAUAACUUGCUCAGUAAUAGUUUUUAAAUCAUUGUAUAAUUCUCAGAUGAUUCAAUGGAUGAGGACGACUUUGAUGAGGAUGCCUACUAUGAGAAGUUGGGCACCCGACCGGCGCUGGACUCUGACAGUCUUGGGGAAGCCUACCAGAGAAUGGUGGAGCUCUUCUGGCUCUGCACGGAGGAGAACCCACAGAAACGCCCCUCUGCUGCCCAAAUAGUUCAGGUUCUGGAGUCCAACAUGCAGGCGGACAAAAAUAGUGAGGUCAUUGUCAUAGACUGA
This is a messenger RNA of Coregonus sp. 'balchen', 3515 nucleotides long. The record is from the annotation of a GenBank genome assembly. Lineage: Eukaryota; Metazoa; Chordata; Actinopteri; Salmoniformes; Salmonidae.